Molecule: messenger RNA, 2897 nt
Organism: Rhodamnia argentea
Lineage: Eukaryota; Viridiplantae; Streptophyta; Magnoliopsida; Myrtales; Myrtaceae
Exons: 6
Coding region: 236-2866 (876 amino acids)
Molecular function (GO): zinc ion binding; protein binding
Source: RefSeq, a predicted model, not a curated record
AUUUCCCUGAAAAAGAGAAGUCGUCUUUUGAAAAAGAUUGAAGCUUAGAAUUCACCGAUGACGACGGCGCCUGCUGCUGCAGCAACGCCGGUUUUACUCGGGGCAGCGUCGAUCGCCCAUGAUUCUUGCAGCACCCUAAAAGGGAUGCUGCGAAAUUAAUUCGGAAAAGAGAAGAGAUUUUCCUUUAUUUUUCACAAUUUCAAGGGCGAGCAGAAAAUUGGAGGAUGCUUAUAAAAUGGCAAAGGGGAAGCUUAUCCUCAUUUGUCAAUCUGGUGGUCAGUUCAGCACUAACAGUGAUGGCUCAAUGUCAUAUACUGGAGGAGAGGCAAAUGCUCUCGAGAUCAAUCAAGAAACCCUUUUUGAUGAUCUCAAGUUAAAAUUAGCCGAAAUGUGGAAUCUUGAUGUUAGGUCUUUGUCAAUCAAAUACUUCUUGCCUCUGAACAAGCGGACGCUCAUCAAUUUAGUAAAUGACAAGGACCUAAAAAGGAUGUAUGAGUUUCAUGGAGCUUCAGUAACUGCUGACGUAUAUAUAAUGGGAAGAGAAGGUUUUGAUCCUCAAAGCUCGAGGGAUCAUGCCAACAGGACAAACGACAUAAAACUUGCUGAGACUUUGCCAACUGGUACUGCUGCAGCCACCACGUCCAUUGUUGUUGCUGGAGCACCUGUGGAUUCAUUAAUUGACGUUGCUGUGAUUGAUCAUAAUCCCCCAGCAGUGUCCACCAAGUCAAAAGCUGCUCCACACAACGCCAAUCGUAAAAUUACUCGUUUUUCAUCUGCUAAUUCUACUCUUAAUGGUCUUGUCACUGUCACUGUUGAUUCAAAAGCUCUCUCUCCAACACAAGUUGACAUGAGUUCUACACCGGCUGAUACCGUUAAGAAGAAACGGCGAACAACACUAUUAAAGAGUAUUGACAGUGCUCCCGGCAUUGGAUCACUAAUUGAUGAAGUUGGAGGGACAGGAAAAGGCACAUCCAGGAAGAAGAAAAUUCAGAAGCACCUUAUUCCUGCAGUAGUUGUUGAUGAGGAGCAACAGGAAAAAGCUGCGCCUUGGAGUGACAAUUUGGUCGAUUGUCCUGUUGUUGCUGACUCUGUCCUGUCUCUGGAAGCACUUGUUGGAGCAUGGAGAGAAGGUAUUACAGGCGAAGGCCAGGAAUUCAAUAGCGUGCCUGAAUUUCGUGAUGCGCUACAAAAGUAUGCUAUUGCAAACCGGUUUGCAUACAAGUUAAAGAAGAAUGACUCAAACCGUGUUAGUGGUAUCUGUGUGAUAGAAGGGUGUUCCUGGAGAAUUCAUGCUUCUUGGGUCCCAUCUUCACAAUCAUUUGUGGUGAAAAGAAUGAAUAAGUCUCAUACUUGCGGUGGGGAGUCUUGGAAGGCUGCUCAUCCUGCAAAAAAUUGGUUAGUAAGUAUCAUAAAGGAUAGGUUACGAGAUAGUCCACAUCACAAGCCAAGGGAGAUUGCUCAGGGAAUUGCUCGAGAUUUUGGGAUCGAGUUGAACUAUAGUCAACUGUGGCGUGGAAUUGAGGAUGCUAGGGAGCAACUUCUGGGUUCAUAUAAAGAAGCGUACAAUGAAUUGCCUUUGUUCUGUGAGAAAGUAGUAGAGGCAAAUCCUGGAAGUUUGGCAAAGCUUUUCACUGGUGACAAUGGAAGAUUUCAGCAUCUUUUUGUAUCUUUCCGAGCCUUAAUACAGGGAUUCAAUGAUGGCUGUCGUCCGCUUGUUUUCCUUGACUCUAUAUCGUUUAAAUCAAAGUACCAUGAAGUAUUCUUAAUGGCUAGUGCAGUGGAUGGAGAUGAUGGUUCUUUCCCUCUUGCAUUUGCUGUUGUUGACGUUGAAGAUGAUAGUAAUUGGUGCUGGUUUCUAGAGCAGUUGAGAUCUGCCUUUUCUACUUCAACUCCCAUAACUUUUAUCUCUGACCAUGAAAAGGGGUUAGAGAAUUCUGUGCAUCAGGUAUUUGAGAAUGGCCAUUAUGGUUACUCCAUCUUUCAUCUUGUAGAGAAUUUCAAGAAGAAUGUGAAGGGUCCAUUCACCGGGGAUGGCAAGGGUUUCUUAGUCAGCAGAUUAUUGGCUGCUGCCCAUGCACAGCGGCUUGAUAGUUUUACAGCAUACAUUGAACAAAUGAAGAAAGUUUCUUCAAAAGCUUAUGAUUGGAUAAUGCAGAGUGAACCAGACAAAUGGGCGCUUGCAUCAUUCAAGGGUGAACCUUUUCAUUUUAUCACAGUAGAUAUUGCAGAGCCAUAUGCUAAAUGGAUAGAGGAAGUGAAGGAACUACCAAUUGUACAGAAGGUAGAGGUGCUCAUAUCGAAAUUGGUGGAGUUGUUUAAUGCUCGCCGAACAAAUUCAGGCAAUUGGGUUACAAAACUAACCCCAUCCAGGGAGGAAAAACUACAAGAAGAACAUCAGAGAGCAACCAGCUUAAAAGUGCUUUUCUCAUCAGAUACGGUAUUUGAGGUUCAUGACAAUUCUAUCAAUGUGGUGGUGGAUCUUCAAAAAAGGGUUUGUAGUUGCUUGGAAUGGAAAGCUAGUGGUCUACCUUGCCGCCAUGCCCUUGCCGUUUUUUAUUGCACAGGGAAGAAUAGUUACGACUAUUGUCCUGAGUGCUUCACGGUUGAUUGCUACUUUAUCACCUAUUCCAACUCCAUAAGCCCCGUUAGGGGUCCAUAUGAGAAGUCGACUGAUGGAAAAGAUCCUUUUACCACACAUGUACUUCCCCCAUGCACCCCAAAGCCAUCAACCAAGCAAAACAAGAAACAACAGACAAAGACAGAGGGAGUAACCAAAAGGGAAGUUUGCUGCAGUACGUGCGGCGGAGUAGGCCAUAACAAACUUACAUGCAAGGAAACAUUGCAAAUUGUAAAUGUCAUAAAGUGAUGGCCAUUUGCAAAAUAGAUCCAUGAACUAU